AUGAAUGAAAUUAUUCAAAAUCAAUUGCUGGAAACGCAAGAAAAUAAAUCUAAAUCAGAUAAUUUGCCAGAAGGCUGUGUUCCGAUGGAAAUAGAGAAUGCCAUAAAAGAUUUUAAAGAUAUGGCCGAAAAAAUCGUCAUGAACGAAACAGAUAUAGAGAAUUCUAUCUCAAGGUUUAAUAUAGAUCAAUCAAAUAUUUUCAAAAAAAUUACUUCUGUCUUACAGUCUAAUGACAAAAUUUUGAGAAUUUUCAUAAGUGGCCCAGGUGGUACUGGAAAAAGUUUCUUGAUCGAAACUAUUGUCGCAUGGAAUAAAAUAAUACGUAACAAAGAAACAGCUGUUACAGCCCCUACUGGGAUAGCAGCUUACAAUGUUUCUGGUUUAACUAUUCAUAGACUUCUACAUUUACCAGUGGAGCAUGGGUGUACAGCGAAAUAUAAAGAACUAUCGCCUGCAGCUUUGAAACAAAUACGGCAAAGCUUGGAAAAUGUUGACUUGAUUAUUAUUGAUGAAAUAUCCAUGGUAUCUAAUAUUACAUUAAUGUAUAUUCAUUUACGUCUUACUGAAAUCUUCAAUACUUCCGAAUGCGAUGAUGGUUGGUUUGGAAAAAUACAUAUUAUUGUAUUUGGUGAUUUGCUUCAACUUCCACCUGUUCGAGAAAAUUUUGCUUUCGUUGAAGUUGCGAAAAAAGAUAUUGAAAAAUAUAUCGGAGCAAUAAAUUCAUUUAAUUUGUGGACUUUAUUCGAGUACGAUGAGCUGACAAUUAACAUGAGGCAAAAAAAAUGA
Messenger RNA from Nasonia vitripennis (jewel wasp), 786 nucleotides. Its product is annotated as ATP-dependent DNA helicase pfh1-like. Gene Ontology annotation, molecular function: DNA helicase activity. The record is from RefSeq and is a predicted model, not a curated record. The coding region runs from base 1 to 786 and encodes 261 amino acids. The transcript has a single exon. NCBI's taxonomy places the organism in Eukaryota, Metazoa, Arthropoda, Insecta, Hymenoptera, Pteromalidae. Gene Ontology annotation, biological process: telomere maintenance; DNA repair.